AUGCAUCUUACUGACCUACCAAAUGAGACGCUUUUCUUGAUCGCAUCGUAUCUGCGGUGUCAACAAGAUGUCUAUGCACUUGUACGGACAAAUCGUCAUCUCACUCACACGCUAUACGAUUACCUGUAUAAGUACAACAGUCGCUACUACCACGGGUCUGCACUAGCAUUCGUCACCAGGCAGGGAAACAUAGGUCGAGUCGAAAAGCUUUUAAUCGGGCUCAGAGCCGCCCGAAAGAAGUCUCGAUUCCCACCGGCACCUGGCUGGAGAGGCGAAGCUCUUCCCGAGGAGAGAUGGGAAGACGAGGCUGAGUGGGACUCAGACGAAGAUUUGUAUCCAUUCAGCCGAGACAUUUCGGCUCAUCCACUGAGGGCUGCUGGAUACAGUGCAGCAGACAUUGUCCAGAUCCAAAAGGCCUUACUUGCUGCUAUUGAAAUGAAUCACCAGGAAAUCAUAACGCUCCUAUUUGACUUUGGUGCUCAGGUGAACUUCUAUCGUGGGAGCUUACGUGAUGACAAGCCCAUGAGGUGCCGACUUCCAGACCCUCGCACGAAAGACCCUCCACCACUGUUUUUGGCAGUUAGGUGUGGGAAUGUGGAUCUAGUCAAAUACCUGCUGGACAAAGGUGCUGAUCCAGACCGCUAUCGCCCCUCCCCGCUGUACCGGGCAGUUGAUGAUGGACAAUAUGAUAUUAUCGCAUUGCUACUCCGUCACGGGGCUCCCCUAUCUUAUGCCGCUGUUUUAAGGCUAGCAACACAGCGCCGAGACAGAGUCAUGCUUCAGUUUUUAUUCGAAAACGGGGUAGAGGCCGCAGUGUAUGGACACCGGGCGUUACGUGUGGCCAUUCAACGUGACGAUCAAGAGAUGCUCGAGUUCCUACGUUUGAAAGGCGCGGAUACGGAGAAGCGUUUUGAGGGGUUUGGAGAAUCUGAAGAUGAAUGGGAUCAAGAGGACGGCGAUGGUAUGGAUGGGAACACUACCCUUGAGGGAUACGUUAGAUGUUUCUUGGAAGAAUCCGAAGGGAGUGAAGAUGAAUCUGCUUCUGUCACGUGUGCCACCGGUUUGACCAGUACUGUCUACACAUCUGCUUCUCACCCACGUCUAUAUGAUCCCUAUUUUUACAUCAUUAAGCCAGGCAGUUUGCUGAAUAUCAAGACCUUCACCGUCGAUGAUACAGUUAUCAAAAUGAUUGCGGUUUGUAUCUUUCUUCAGGUUCUUCUUUGCAAAUCAGUUACUGCGUGGACCAAUGGUGAAAGUGCGACCGGGCCGACUGAUCCAUACGUUGUUGAUCACUGCGAGUACUGGGUGAACGACAUUGGAUUGAGCGACAGCUGCGAGCCCAUUGAAGACUACUUUGGGAUCACGAGGCAGCAAUUUCGACUUUGGAACCCAUCUCUGUCACUGUCAUGUGUCAUGACUCGUGGAUCGAGCUACUGUGUCGCAGCACCGUCCUCGGCAACAACAUCCACCACUGCUACCCGACCUUCGAAUCCUCCAGGCACUCUCACGUACUCCGGCACAGCGGCUCCAACGCAAAGUGGCGUCAGUUCAUCCUGCACCAAGUAUCAUCUAGUGCAUCCAGAAGAGACCUGCUAUACAAUCCAGGACGAAUAUGGGAGCUUUACUCUUGAACAGUUCUAUUCAUGGAAUCCCUCCAUUGGAAAGGGAUGCAUUGGUAUACAACCAGGGUAUUAUGUCUGCGUGGGCACUGAAUCUAAGUCUUCCACUGUUUCUGUGACGCCCACUACCGGGUCUUCGACUACAGUUCCAAGCAAGACCAGUAAAGGACCUUCCGCAUCAGAUCCCCAACCACACCAAACAGGUAUCCCAGCAAAUUGCAACAAAUGGCAUUACGUCAUCGAUGGUGAUGAAUGCGAAACGAUAGCCACCAAAUACGGCAUUGCACUCCAGCAAUUCUACACGUGGAAUCCAGCCAUUGGUUCCACUUGCCGUUUCCUUUGGAAGGACAAUUAUGUUUGUGUUGGUAUUACUGACUCUACGAGAUCAACGACACCAACGUCAACCGCACAUACCACCACACCGAGUGCUGUGGAAACACCUACUCUCCCUCCUACAACUGCUCCCUCCCCCAUUCAACCAGGAACCCCGCCUGACUGCGUCUUAUACCAUGAGAUCCAACCAGGAGACGACUGCUGGGGCAUUGUAAAUAAAAGGUUCACUUACCUGACCGAGGAUCAGUUCAUCAAAUGGAAUCCAGCGGUGGGCUCAUCGUGCAAGAUUCUACUGGGCUACCACUACUGCGUCGCAGUGAAGACUGCUCAGCCAAUGCCAGACACCAUUGACACUUGCAAGAAAUGGCACCUUACCGAGGAUGGCGAUGGCUGCUGGCAGAUCCAGCACGACUUUCACAUUAGUUCCGAUGAUUUCAACAAAUGGAAUCCGCAUGUAGGUGCUGAUUGCCAUGCUUUGUGGCUUGGAUACUAUAUAUGCGUUGGUGUGUAG
This is a messenger RNA of Aspergillus nomiae NRRL 13137, 2463 nucleotides long. RefSeq lists its product as uncharacterized. The transcript has 6 exons. NCBI's taxonomy places the organism in Eukaryota, Fungi, Ascomycota, Eurotiomycetes, Eurotiales, Aspergillaceae. Bases 1 to 2463 code for a protein of 820 amino acids. The record is from RefSeq and is a predicted model, not a curated record. Gene Ontology annotation, molecular function: protein binding.